UCCAGUCACUUCACAAAGGUCAGAGAAGGGACGGGUGCUCAUCUGUUUUGAUCUGCUUUGUGCUUGUUUACUUGUUUCUGCAGUGCGCUUGUAGUCACAGAAUCAACUUGUUGUACUGCUGCAGUGUCUGCUGCUUAAUCGAUUUUAUUGGACUAAUCCUGGACGAACGUCCACGAAAGAGGCCCAGAUUAGGGUCCGAUAAUUCAGUGAUGGAAUCACAUUCUGAACAUAAAAAUGGAAUGAAAAAACCGCCACUCGGAUCAGGACUUAAGGGUUCGGCUGGUCCAAAAAAACUAACCAUUAAAAAUUUCAAAGCCAAGCCACGGUUACCUCAAGACUAUGAGAAAAUAGCAUGGCAGAAGUUAGAAGAAGCCGUAUCUGCAAUUCAUAGGUCAUCGUUCAUCAGAUAUAGUUUAGAAGAAUUAUACAAGGCUGUGGAAAAUUUAUGUUCUCAUAAAAUAUCACAAACUCUAUAUGAUCAGCUCAAAGUUGUUUGUGAAAAACAUGUCCAACGACAACUGGACUUAUUUUCUGAAGAUAGUGAUAGUGAAGCAUUUCUGGUAAAAUUGGACAAACAAUGGCGUGAUCACUGCCAACAAAUGGUUAUGAUUCGUUGCAUAUUUCUUGUGCUUGACCGAACAUAUGUUCUUCAGAAUUCAAUGAUACCUUCAUUGUGGGAUCUUGGACUUGAAUUAUUUCGAAUGCAUGUUAUGAGUAACGGAAGCGUUAAAGAUCGAUGCGUUAACGGACUUCUGGAUCUUAUUAAACGAGAACGCAAUAGGGAUGCUGUAGAUAGAAGUUUAUUACGCAGCUUAAUUUCAAUGCUCAGUGAUCUCCAGAUGUACCACAGAACAUUUGAAGACAAAUUUCUUGACGAAACGAGGAAAAUGUACGCAGCUGAAGGUCGGGACAGAGUUCAAGAAUUUGAUGUACCAGAAUAUCUUCAUUAUGUUGACAGGAGACUCAGAGAAGAAAAAGAAAGAUGUAUAACAUACCUUGAUCAAGGAACACAAAAAUCCUUAAUUUCUUGCGUUGAAAGAGAACUUAUAUCCGAACAUGUUGCAACAAUUUUACAAAAAGGUCUUCACAGUCUACUCGAACAAAAUAGAUUAGAUGAAUUAAAACUUAUGUACUCACUCCUCAUGAGGGUUAAAUUAGGACCGGACUCGCUUUGCACUCAAUUCAACAAAUAUGCGAAGACAAUCGGCUCAAAUAUAGUAUGCAAUUCAGAGAAAGACUCAACGAUGGUUCAGGAUUUACUCGACUUCAAAGACAAAAUGGACACGAUUACUAAAUCUUGUUUUGCACAAAAUCAAAAAUUCGUCGAUUCGCUGCGAGAAGCGUUUGAGACUUUCAUAAAUAAAAGACAAAACAAGCCUGCGGAACUAAUUGCCAAAUAUGUUGAUUUACGAAUGCGAGCCGGCAACAAAGAAGCGUCUGAAGUUGAACUUGAUAAGAUUCUCGAUAAAAUAAUGGUUGUUUUCAGAUUUAUUCAUGGAAAGGAUGUUUUCGAAGCGUUCUACAAAAAAGAUUUGGCGAAACGUUUGCUUGUUGGUAAAAGUGCGAGCGUUGAUGCGGAAAAAUCAAUGCUGUCGAAACUUAAGCAAGAAUGUGGCGCACAUUUCACCGGGAAACUUGAAGGCAUGUUUAAAGACAUGGAACACUCGAGGGAGCUCAUGGUUCAGUAUAAACAGCAUCUCAUCACUCAGAAUCAAACGAGUAACAUAGAAAUGGGAGUCAACAUAUUAACAAUGGGAUACUGGCCAACAUAUAACCCAAUGGAUGUUCAUUUACCAGCCGAAAUGGUCAAAUUGCAAGAACAAUUUCGGAAAUUUUACCUUGGCAGACACUCAGGACGUAAACUCACUUUUCAGCCAACUCUAGGAUUUUGUGUAUUGAAGAGUAAAUUUAAACUCGGAAGUAAAGAAUUGCAAGUCUCUUUAUUACAAUGUCUUGUUCUUCUAUUAUUCAAUGAGGGGGAUAGUUUUAUUUAUGAACAAAUACAGAAAGCGACAGGAAUUACUAACGAAGAACUCCGUCGCACAUUGCAAUCGCUCGCAUGCGGUAAAGCGAGGGUCCUUACAAAGAUUCCUAAAGGCAAAGAAAUCAACGAUGGAGACACAUUCACGUUCAACAAUGAUUUUAAACAUAAACUCGUGCGAAUCAAAAUAAAUCAAAUUCAAAUGAAAGAAACCGUUGAAGAAAACACAAGUACAACCGAAAGAGUUUUUCAAGACAGGCAAUAUCAAAUAGAUGCAGCAAUCGUACGAAUCAUGAAAAUGAGAAAAAGUUUGUCUCACACACUUUUGGUGUCGGAACUAUUCGAGCAACUUAAAUUUCCAGUCAAACCUCCAGAUAUGAAGAAGCGGAUAGAAAGUCUAAUUGAACGUGAAUACAUGGAAAGAGAUAAAGACAAUACUAAUUUGUAUCAUUACAUGGCGUAGAAAAGGGCAAUUGACGUUUUGUCGAGUGUAACUUUGUGCACUUCCAUUUUGUAUUGUACAAUAUUUGCCAUUUCAUACCUUUUGGAUUCAAAAAUUUCUUUUUUUUACGCAAUAUUGAAAAUAUUGUAAAGUUCACUUGAUUUUGUGAAAGCGCAUGAAAGAUAUAAUCUUUCUGGGUAAGAACUGCUUGCUUCAAGAAACUGUUCCAGUAUUGUUUGUGUUUCAUUUCCCUCAAGUUUGUAUUCGGUGUCUUGGUUAGUGAAGAUUGAACCAGCAAAUCUAAAAAAAAUAGCAACCUGCGGCCCACAAAGAAAAACCGAGCGGCCCGUGGUAAAUUGCCGAUUUUGAAUGCCUGCGAAACUAGUUUAUAAUUUGGUUUAAUCUGGUAUGUGGUAAUUCCAAUUCCUCUGUGUUGCAAAGCUUAUACCUGGCUCAAAAUUUUUUUCAACCUAUGACGCUACAAAGCUCUAGCAGAUAGCUUGUGUGAAGCGAACGACACGUGUCAUUAGAUCGAUAACUAAAACUUUUGUGCGUUCAACUUCUAGAAAGCCUAUGUUUAAUAAAGGCAUGGCCCAUGGUUUCAGUCAGUUAUUUGUAUCUGUCAGUUAUUUAAAGGUUGCACACCCCUGGUUUUAAACUAUAAACUUUCAAUGAUUUGUAUCUAAUACCAGCAAACCUUUUCUUCACAUUAAGGUUUACUUUGUUUUUUAGCUCUCUCAGCUAAUACAUAAUGCAUUUGUUACCUUUUAUUGCCUCAUAGUGCAUGACUUUGGGUCAAAGGUCAGUUGUGUGAAUGUCUGGUUGCUGAAGUUCUCUUCCAGUAUACAACUGUUGUGAAAUACUCACGAGUAGUUCAAAUUAAUAACGAAUGGAACUUUUGAAUAUCAAUAAAAAUGUGUAAAUUUUGUCAAUAUGUCAACAUGCUUCUUGAAAUUUACUUCUGUGUUUCUCCAGAUUUUGUUUUUGCUGUAAAAAUAUACGGCUUGUCAUAAAUGUGGCUGGUCAUAUACAG
This is a messenger RNA of Styela clava, 3456 nucleotides long. RefSeq names its product cullin-4B-like. NCBI's taxonomy places the organism in Eukaryota, Metazoa, Chordata, Ascidiacea, Stolidobranchia, Styelidae. The record is from RefSeq and is a predicted model, not a curated record. Gene Ontology annotation, biological process: ubiquitin-dependent protein catabolic process. Gene Ontology annotation, molecular function: ubiquitin protein ligase binding.